GAGAAGAUAGGCAAAGAUCGUGCACAAUCGAGUGUAGGUUUAAAAGAUGGUAGCGUUUCCAUGUUGAUAAACCGCUGCAGGUCAACAUCAACAACGUAACUAGAAGUGAUUAUUCAUAUACGCUAUUUAUACUAUUUGAUCACAAACUCGGUGUUUACUUAAGUGUUAGACCAAAGUCUUUCAAAAAUGCCCGAACGAGAACGAGGGGAGCGAGAGACGGAGUCUUUCUCUAACCCUCUGGCUCCGGAUGGCCAUGAGGUGGAGGAUCACCGAUCAGCUCUUCAGUCCAAGCUGACCAAUGAGGACUUCCGUAAGCUGUUGAUGACCCCACGGGCCACCCCUUCCUCAGCUCCCCCCUCCUCCAAAUCGUCCAGACACCAUGAAAUGCCCCGAGACUACAAUGAAGAGGAUGACCCUGCAGCUCGUAGGCGGAAGAAGAAAAGCUACUACGCCAAGCUGCGUCAGCAGGAAGUAGAGAGAGAGCGGGAGCUGGCCGAGAAGUACAGAGACCGCGCCCGCGAGCGCCGCGAUGGUGUCAACAAGGACUACGAAGAGACAGAGCUCAUCAGCACCACAGCCAAUUACAGGGCAGUGGGACCCACAGCAGAGGCGGAUAAAUCGGCAGCUGAAAAGAGGCGGCAGCUUAUCCAGGAGUCGAAGUUCUUGGGUGGUGACAUGGAGCAUACUCACUUGGUGAAAGGGUUGGAUUUUGCCCUGCUGCAGAAGGUACGCGCCGAGAUCACCAGCAAGGAGAAGGAGGAAGAGGACAUGAUCGAUAAAGUAACAAAGGAAGUCAAGAAAGAGAUCGAACCCGAGGAGAAAAUAGAGUUCCAGACACGUCUAGGGAGGAACAUCUACAGGAUCCUGUUCAAGGGCCGUCAGUUCGAGAGGAACGAGCUGUUCCUACCCGGCCGCAUGGCCUACGUGGUGGACCUGGAGGACGAAUACGCCGACACAGACAUCCCCACCACUCUGAUCCGCAGCAAGGCCGACUGCCCCACCAUGGAGGCUCAGACAACUCUCACCACCAAUGACAUUGUCAUCAGUAAGCUGACCCAGAUCUUGUCCUACUUGCGACAAGGGACCCGCAACAAGAAGAUGAAAAAGAAGGACAAAGGAGGAGUGAAAAUCGAUGAGAAGAAAGUUCCCGGACCAGAGGCAGACGUGAGCAUCUUUGAUGACAUCGGAGACUAUGCACCAUCCACCUCCAAGGCCAUCCGCGACAAGGAGAAGGAACGUUUCCGGGAGAAGGAGAGAGAGAGGGAGCGAGAGAGGGAGAGGGACAAGGAGGAGGAGAAGAGACGCCACAGCUACUUUGAGAAACCCAAACCAGAUGACGAUGAGGCCUUGGAGAUCGAAACCGGUCCAUCGUCAGUGAAAGACCAGAUCAAGCUGAUCAAUGAGAAGUUCGCCGGAGCUGCCGUCCCCCAGUGGCCUGGAGAAACUGCUGGGUCUCGUGGGGAGAAGAAGCACCUCGGGGACUUCUUUGGCAUGUCCAACAGCUAUGCGGAGUGCUACCCAGCCACUAUGGAUGACUUGGCCGUGGACAGCGACGAAGAGGUGGACUACAGCAAGAUGGACCAGGGCAACAAGAAGGGUCCUCUGGGUCGCUGGGACUUUGACACGCAGGACGAGUACAGCGAGUACAUGAACAACAAGGAGGCCCUGCCCAAGGCUGCAUUCCAGUAUGGCAUCAAGAUGUCUGAGGGGAGGAAGACUCGCCGCUUCAAGGAGACCAAUGAGAAGGCAGAGCUGGACAGGCAGUGGAAGAAGAUCAGCGCUAUCAUCGAGAAGAGGAAGAAGGCUGAGGCCGACGGGGAGAAACCAAAGAGGCCGAAGUAUUGAUGUCCUUGCCCCUACGUCUUUUGGAACAACGUGAAAAAUCUUGCAAUAUAUGUAUGCUAGGAAUCCUGUUUGUAUUUUAUAGAAAACUAUAUUGUGUAUUGUUUUGAUUACUUUUUAUCUUUCUGUUUGGAAGUCUAACCGUCAAUGAGAAUUAGAGCACACGGUUUUUGCAGCUUUUACAGAAACUCCUUCAAAAACAGAUCAAUGUCUUUAUUGGGUAAUAUCAAAUAAAUAAUAGGGGGAAAAAAACAGG
Esox lucius (northern pike) is the source of this 2098-nucleotide messenger RNA. It is a transcript of the gene ik, whose product is annotated as IK cytokine. The record is from RefSeq and is a predicted model, not a curated record. Gene Ontology annotation, cellular component: nucleus. The transcript is spliced from 19 exons. Lineage: Eukaryota; Metazoa; Chordata; Actinopteri; Esociformes; Esocidae. Gene Ontology annotation, biological process: mRNA splicing, via spliceosome. The coding region runs from base 187 to 1845 and encodes 552 amino acids.